Molecule: messenger RNA, 3798 nt
Organism: Scatophagus argus
Lineage: Eukaryota; Metazoa; Chordata; Actinopteri; Scatophagidae
Product: serrate RNA effector molecule homolog
Exons: 21
Coding region: 638-3253 (871 amino acids)
Biological process (GO): mRNA processing; primary miRNA processing
Cellular component (GO): nuclear body
Molecular function (GO): nucleic acid binding
Source: RefSeq, a predicted model, not a curated record
AGCAUGAGCCCGAUCUGCGCCUGCGUGAGCACGCUGGACUGACUGAAAUGCUAACUAGCCGCGUUUAGCUUCGGCUAAGUGUUUAUGCUAGCGUUAGCUUGUUGAUAACUUUAAGCGUUGUGUCUGUUGUUAAAGUUUCUUGGUGUCGUGAAAGUGAGGGUGGUUUUAAGUGAGCCAGCGUUAAUGAAGCUAGCAGGCUAACGAGCUAACCACCAGCUCAUGAUGAUGAGUUAUUGUGCGGCUGCUUGUGUUUCCACAUUUCACGGCUUUGCUUGUUUUAUUGGAUGGAUCAGUUUUGUACAUAAUCAUCUUAGUAUUUAUUAAAAUAAUUAUUGCAAAAGAGUGACGUGUGGAAGCCGGAUGAGCCGGUCGGUCUUUUGUUUGUUUAUGCCGAAAACGAUCAGAACCUUCGGGGCUUCAGACUGAGCGAACACAGCGACACCUGGUGGUUGGUCAGAGUUAUGGCAGCCUGAGGAACCGUCGCACUUCGCUCGCGUCUCGUCUGUGAGUCUGCAUGUCCUGACUGAGGCGGGAUGCUUUUGUUCAGUGCUGCGUUUUACAGAAAAGUCUUUUUGAUUUGACACGACCACACUGUGCUGAAACCAGCCUCAGCAUCGCCCGCUCACAUCCGGGUCCAAUGGGAGACAGCGACGACGAGUUCGACAGGAGGAGACGGGACAAGUUCAGGAGAGAGAGGAGCGACAUGGAGCGGUCGAGAGAGAGGGAGGAGAGGAGGAGGGACGACUGGCCCGACAGGGACUGGGACCGCGGCAGAGAGAGGAGGAGGGACUACGAUCGCGGCCGCAGAGAGAGAUUUUCUCCGCCCAGACACAUGAGCCCUCAGCACAAACGCAUGCGGAGGGACUGGGACGACCACCGGGGGGAGCCGUACCGCUACGACAUGCCCUAUGGAGGCGGCGGGGUGCCGUUUGCGGGGGCGGGGCCUCAGGGCUGGCACCCUGACCUCCCCCACCUUCACCCACACCACGGAGGACACCCGCUGCAGGGCAGGUUGGGGAUGGUGGAUCCAGAUCUCCCUCCUCCUGGUCCUCCCACCAUGAGGAGCUUUAAGGAGUUCCUGCUGAACAUGGAGGACAAUGUGGACGAGACGGAGUCAGUGAAGCGCUACAACCAGUACAAGCUGGACUUCAGGCGGCAGCAGCUGCAGGACUUCUUCCUCCAACACAAAGACCAGGAGUGGUUUCGCUCCAGGUACCACCCCGAUGACAUCACGGCGAGGAAGGCGGAGUCUCUGGCCGCCCUCAAAACCCGGCUGGGCGUCUUCCUCUUCCUGUUGGACAACAACUGGCUGGACAACGUGUCACUGGACAUGGAACAUGCUCCCACCAUCAUCAAGCUACUGGAUGCAGCGGUAAUAAAGAUGGAGGGAGGGACAGACUUUGACCUGCAGGUGCUGGAGGUCCCGGCUGCUCCUGCUGCAGCCGGCGGGGACGUAGGAGGAGGAGGAGGAGGAGGUGGAGGAGGAGGUGGGGACAAGAGUCAGGGAGACGGAAACACGAGCAGACAGACGGGCUCGGAGACGACGGGGACUCGGACUGCGGAGACGAGCAGCGGAGUGACGGGACAGACGAAAGACUCUGAGAAGGACUGUGGAGCAGAAGCCAAGCAGAACGGAGAGGACAAAGACGAGGACGAGGAGGAGAAGAAGGACGAAGACGAGGAGGACGAGAAGACCACAAAGAAGGGCAGGAAGAGGAAACGCAGCGUGUCCGCUGACAGUGGCGAGGGCAGCGCCUCAGACUCUGACUCCUCCCACUCUGAUGGAGAGAAGGAGGAUGACGAGGAGAAAGAGGAAGAGGAGGAGGACAGAGGGGACGAGCGUCGGAAAGAGCGAGGGAAGGAGAGAGAGAAGGAGGUGCCAGCCAAGCCCCGCCCCCUCCACCUCACAACCUCCUUGUUCAUCAGGAGCAUCCCACCUGAAGUGUCCAAGGAGGAGAUCACAGCUUUGUGUCGCAGGUACCCGGGCUUCCUGCGGGUGGCGCUGUCAGACCCUCAGCCUGAGAGGAGGUUCUUCAGACGGUGCUGGGUGACCUUCGACCGCAGUGUGAACAUAAAGGAGACGUGCUGGAACCUGCAGAACAUCAGGCUCAGGGACUGUGAACUGUCUCCAGUGGUCAACAGGGACCUGUGCCGACGCGUCCGCGCCGUCAACGGCCUGACGCACCACAAGCCGGUGGUGAGGAACGACAUCCGACUGUCGGCCCGUCUCGUCCACACUCUGGACCAGAGGGGGGAGCUGUGGGCCGGACAGAUGGAGACCAACCCCGUCCUGAAGAACAUCACGGAUUACCUGAUAGAAGAGGUGAGCGCCGAGGAGGAGGAGCUCACUGGCGCCUCGGGGGGCAACAGAGACGACGCUGCCGACGGGAAAGACCCUGCCUCCUCCGACGUUACCGUGGAGACGGAAGACAAGCUGCUGAAGGUGCUGGACAGGCUGCUGCUCUACCUGCGUCUGGUUCACUCUGUGGAUUAUUAUAACUUCUGUGAGUAUCCUGCAGAGGACGAGAUGCCUCAUCGCUGUGGGCUGAUCCACGUGCGAGGACCCCUGCCUGUAGCCAAGAUCACUGCAGCCGAAGUGAGUGAACAUCAGAGGAUGUGUGAGGAGCGUCUGGCUCCUCUGCUGUCUCCCUCAGAGACUCUGAGUGAAGAGGAAGCCGAGAGGCUGGGAAAGAAGGACCCCGAGCAGGAGGUGGAGAAGUUCCUGUCAGCCAACACUCAGGAGCUCAGUAAAGACAAGUGGCUGUGUCCUCUGAGCGGGAAAAAGUUCAAGGCUCCAGAGUUUGUGCGUAAACACAUACUGAACAAACACGGGGAAAAGGUGUCCGCCGUCAGACAGGAAGUCGAGUUCUUCAACAACUUCCUGCUGGACUCCAAGAGGCCCUCCCUACCUGAGAACAAGCCCCUCCCACCGCCAGCACAAGCCACGCCCCCUGGUAUGCCAGGAUUCCCUGCUCAGUCACCACAGCAGCAAAGCCUUCUGGGAUAUCCCCCAGGUGUCAGACCUCCCAUGCCCAACUUCCCAGGAGGCGGACCUCCCUACCCCCCCAACCAGUUUGGGGCGGGCCGUGGUAACUAUGACAACUUCAGAGGUCAUUUAGGGGGCGGAGGAGGAGGAGGAGGAGGAGGAGGGUUUCCUGGGAAGCAACGAAACAGCAGGGGCGUGCGAGGGGACCCCCGGUCGAUCAUCGAGUACAGAGACCUGGACGCCCCUGAUGACCUCGACUUCUUUUAAGCCACAGGAUGAUUUUUUUCUUUUUUUCCAGUUAGAAAACUUUUUUUAUUCCUACGUUUCCCAUGAUCCUCCUCUUCGUCCCUCCAUCACACGUCUGUCUUUGUUUUUAGUUAGCUUUGCGUGUCAGUCAGCAGGACCAACGUUUGUGUCAUGAGUGAAGAUGAUCUGAUUCCACUUUCCAAUAAAGAUUCACGACGGCUGCUGAUGACUCGUGUGUUGCUAUGGUAACCAGAGUUGGUCUCCGUGUGAAUUGUGUUUGGACUCGUGUCGGGAACGUCGCUGAGUCAGCGUGUUGGAGCGUCUGACGUGUGUGUGUGUGUUUGUGCUGAGUCGCCUGCUUUGAUUUUCAGUCUGCAAAGUCACUGAAGCGAGCGAAUAAAACACGAGCUCGUACUCGGGUGAAGUAUUAGUACCUCACACUUGUACUUGAGUGGGAGGCAGGUGUCUGAAGUUACUCAAACUGAAUGUAAAUCAUGUCAACAAAUUAAACAAAUUAACAAAUAAAAAGUUGAAUUUCUCUUCUGAAUCAGCAUCAGAAUAUUAAA